AUGGCUUAUAGUUUUCAUAACAAAGUUUCAAAAGAACAAAAUGUGUUAAUUUUUGAUUUGGGUGGUGGCACUUGUAAUGUAUCUGUUUUAAUAAUAGAAAAUGGAAUGUAUGAAAUUAAAUCAACAGCUGGUGAUGCACAUUUGGGUGGUGAACAUUUUGACAACCGAAUGAUCACAUGUUUUGUUCAAGAAUUUAAAAGAAAACAUAACAAAGAUUUAUCUGUUGAUAAACGUGCUCUUCGAAGAUUACGUACGGCUUGCGAGUCUGCUAAACGUACUUUAUCAUCAUCUUUGCAAGCUUCGAUUGAAAUUGAAUCUUUAUCCGAUGGUAUUGAUUUCUAUUCGAGGAUAACUCGUACUUGUUUUGAAGAACUUUGUUCUGAUUUAUUCCAUGCAACAUUAGAAUCCGUUGAAAAAGCAUUACGUGAGGCUAAAAUGAAUAGAUUAGAAAUCCAUGAAAUUGUUCUUGUUGGUGGUUCAAUACAUAUGCCACAAGACAUUGAAGCACCUGCCGGUAUUAUGAUACCAGUACUUAAAUUUAUUUAA
Rotaria sordida is the source of this 546-nucleotide messenger RNA. The record is from the annotation of a GenBank genome assembly. NCBI's taxonomy places the organism in Eukaryota, Metazoa, Rotifera, Eurotatoria, Philodinida, Philodinidae.